Mobula hypostoma (lesser devil ray) is the source of this 3934-nucleotide messenger RNA. RefSeq names its product sphingosine-1-phosphate receptor 1 (gene s1pr1). Lineage: Eukaryota; Metazoa; Chordata; Chondrichthyes; Myliobatiformes; Myliobatidae. Gene Ontology annotation, cellular component: plasma membrane; cytoplasm. The record is from RefSeq and is a predicted model, not a curated record. The transcript is spliced from 3 exons. Gene Ontology annotation, molecular function: sphingosine-1-phosphate receptor activity. The coding region runs from base 620 to 1741 and encodes 373 amino acids. Gene Ontology annotation, biological process: adenylate cyclase-activating G protein-coupled receptor signaling pathway; regulation of metabolic process; angiogenesis.
AAUCAAUAUUUCAGGUUAGGUUUGUGCUGAUAUGAAUUCAGGGUACCCAACUGUUCUGUUUUCAUUUGGUUACUCCCUACGCAAAACAAUGCCCCUGAAAAGUAAAUGAAUCUCCUGCAGGGUUACUGACUUGCGAUGCAAAUAGGAAACCAGGGGCUGUCUCUCUCUGCCAACUCGUGGACAAAAAAAAGACCGUCCAACUCUUCAGUGACUCUAAGUGCUGGGAUUUACAACACCGUAGAGCAGCUUCAGAGGAGCGCCGGGUAUGCUGCAUUGGUCUCACCAUUUACUUGACUUUGAUAUGACUGGGACGACGGUAGACACAAGUCUGGGACACAAGUGGUUACUUUUUCACAAGUAACAGGGGUCUGAGGAGCGCGACACUUUUCAUUGUCCUGAAUCGAGUAAAGGGUUCUCACGGGUUCGUUUCUCAGAACAUUGUGUGACAUUUUCAGUUAAAAGGCGGUAGCCCUAAUCUGACUGGCCCGCAGUCGCCGCGCCCCCUGGUGGGCAUCCCGGUCACUGCCAGCCGAGACAACGUGGGAAAAGCAACACACAUCAAAGUUGCUGGUGAACGCAGCAGGCCAGGCAGCAUCUCUGGGAAGAGGCACAGUACGCGAUGGGUGCAGAAGACAGACGCCAGGUCCUGUUCCCAGGCCCCAGCUACACCGACCGGGAAAUCAUCCUGCAGCAUUACAACUACACGGGCAAGCUGCCAGACGGGGAGGGGGACUCGCUGCGGGUCACGCCCAUCCUCUUCAUCGUGGUGUGCUGUUUCAUCGUCUUGGAGAACCUGAUGGUGCUGCUGGCCAUCUGGCAGACCAAGAAGUUCCACCGCGCCAUGUACUACUUCAUUGGUAACCUGGCGCUCUCCGACCUGCUGGCUGGCGCCGCCUACACCGUUAACAUCCUACUGUCAGGUUCCAACACCUUCCGCCUGUCCCUGGCGCAGUGGUUUAUGCGGGAAGGCAGCAUGUUCGUGGCACUGGCCGCCUCCGUGCUCAGCCUGCUGGCCAUCGCCAUCGAGCGGUACCUGACCAUGAUGAAGAUGAAGCCGCACCACUCGGGAGGCAGCUCCCGCGUCUUCCUGCUCAUCAGCGGCUGCUGGCUGCUCUCGCUGCUGCUGGGCGGCUUGCCCAUUAUGGGCUGGAACUGCCUGCGAGGCUUCCCGCACUGCUCCACGGUGCUGCCACUGUACCACAAGCAUUACAUCCUCUUCUGCACCAGCGUCUUCAGCCUCAUCCUGCUCGCCAUCGUGCUGCUCUACGCCCGCAUCUACAUGCUGGUGCGGUCGCGGGCGCGCCGCCUGGCCUUCAACCGCUACUCGGUGCGCCCGAACCGGCACGACGAGAAGGCGCUGGCUCUGCUCAAGACGGUGAUCAUCGUGCUGAGCUGCUUCAUCGCCUGCUGGUCGCCGCUCUUUGUGCUGCUGCUCCUCGACGUGGCCUGUGAAGUGAGGGGCUGCCAGGUGCUCUACCGGGCCGAGUGGUUCCUGGCGCUGGCCGUGCUCAACUCGGCCAUGAAUCCCAUUAUCUACACGCUGACCAACCGGGAGAUGAGGCACGCCUUCGUCCGGCUGCUCUGCUGCGUCUCCUGCCGUCACAGGCUGGCAAGGGCGGCGACGGGUGCCCUGCCCGAGUUCAGCCGCAGCAAGUCUGACAACUCAUCGCACCAGCACAAGGAUGAGUGUGGCACCCCCGAGACCCUGAUGUCUUCGGGCAACAUCAACUCCUCGGCGUGACGCGGGCUCCCUGGUGGAGUGAAGGGGGUCACCACUCUUCCAGCGAUCGAGGCGGCAGCAUUCCCACGUGUGACAAUGUGACUAUCAACCUCGAGACAAGACGUGGCCCGGCUGGGUACUGCAGGGCAGGAGUGGGCUAAACCCAGCUGAAUUCACUCAACAGAGUGUCAGUGCAAACUCUUUAAAAUGCAUGGACACCAUAGCUCUGGACUGUUAAAAAGAGGCAAAUGCAUUUAAAGACGAAACAAAUGUGGCAAUAAAGACUUGAUUAAGUGUCGAGAAUCGUGACCCCUGUGGCCUUAUGUGGCUUUUUGGGGGAGCGGCAGAGAUUUUUGGAGCUUCGGGAACGAUUGAGUUUAUGGAGUACACUUUGUGGAAGGAUGGGCAAGUUCCCAGACACUCUGCUACUUUUGUGACUUUACUGACACUGUUACUUUACUAAGAGACUGAAGAUUUUAGAGAAACAUCAGGCAUUAAAUUCUUGUCUACAAUUAGUAUUAAAACAUUGUAUAAACUGUGUAAUGUAAAAUAAGAUAAAGAGAAUAUAGUGCUAAAAUCUUGAAAGUUAGAUUUGUUACUAAUGGGCCUCAAUUGUAUCAUUUUGAAUGUAUCUGGAUAGUGUCAUUCCAUCCUGUGUGAACUUAACCUUGGAUUGUUAAUUUAUUAACAUUUGUGAAACAUAAUUAGUAGUUCUCCAGAUUUAUUUGAAAAGAAUGAUUAUGAAUAUUUAGGUAUUUGCUCAAACAACAAAAAACUGUCUAAAUUAUUGAAUGUGUAAUUAGGAGUUGACACAAAGUAUUCAGAAUGUCAUGACUCGUUCAAUCAGAACAUUGCGAUGUUCUGAACACACUGUGAGAAAGGCACUGAAUAUUUGUAAAUAUAUAUACCUUUAAAUUCAAAAGAUGUUUCAAGAUUUCAUCAAUUUCAAUGCACCUUUUUGAUAGCAGAAACGCUACCAAUCAAGUAUUCACUUAUAUAUAUAUAUACAUACAUGAAGCUGGGAAGUAGUGAAACCAAUAAGUUUCCUUUAACUGAUAAAGUCAGUUGGAAAACCAAGAUGAUUGAAAUCAUGUAUUACAGUACAUGAUUAUAAGACACCUACUGUAAGACAUGUAAAACACAUUGUUUCUUGAUUAUAACACAUUGUUUUCUCAGAAAGAGAAAAUUCAUUUUCUUAAGUAAUUGAGAUUAAGUUCUGAAAAUGUCAUGGGAAUUAAUUGCUUUAACAAUUUCACAUUUUUAUCUUCAAUGAAAUAUCUCACAAUUUUCCAUUUCUCAAACCUUCUCAAGUCCAGCAAACAUCCAAGAUCCACACACUGUGUUUAUGAUUCUUAUGGAUCAUAGGACACAGCACUGAGGGACUGCCAGACAACUCUUCAUGGCUGAGUCAGUCUAUGGAAUUAAAGCCAGGUAUUUCCUGUGAGUCCUCCAAAUCCUUCACCCCAACCUUGGUGGUUAUGUCCUCAGCCAUCCACACCCUAAACUUUAGACUAACUUCCCCAAAUCCCUCCAUCUGAUUUAAACACUCAUCAAACCCCACCAAGUUACUGUUCUUUUGUUUUGCCAUGAACGGUAUGUUGUUGGCAGAAAAAGCUGGAAAUACUCAGCCUGUCACACCUCAUUUGUUGGAAGAGGAACAGAAUUGAUGUUCAGUUUGAAGAACCUUUGUCAGAACCGGGAAGGAAAUGAAGCUCAUAGGGAUGCAGAGAGAAUGGUGGAGGGGCGUCUAUGAAAGGGUAAACAGCUGAUCACAAGGAUAAACUGUGAACAGGUUAUGGAGUGAAUGGGAGCAGUGAGAUUGUAAGAACAUGGGGAUUGCAAAAUGCGGAGUAGGAAGACAUUCCUGAGAGGGCAGGCUGGGAAUGUCUUCCCUGCUCAGGGUGUAAAAGAAAAUAAACACGCUGAGCCAGCUUUACAGACAGACAACUUAUACGGAUGCAAUUCAAGUUAUGGUUUGGGAGAAAUACUUUAAGAUUGAAGACCCUUGGUUAGAAUGGACAAAGGGUCUCCAACCUGAAUUGUAACCUCUGUUCCUCUCAAAAGGUGUUGCCUGACCUGCUGAAUGAUUCCAACAUUUUCUAGGGUCUUAAUAUGUUGAUAUGAGUUAAGGCUCUAAAGCUCCAGUAGUGACCAUGAGAGAUUGAUAUUCAGGACGGCACAUAGAGCAACUGUGAAGGAGUCGACACACACCAC